Messenger RNA from Trichoderma harzianum CBS 226.95, 2763 nucleotides. RefSeq lists its product as hypothetical. Bases 465 to 2504 code for a protein of 679 amino acids. The record is from RefSeq and is a predicted model, not a curated record. Gene Ontology annotation, biological process: transmembrane transport. Gene Ontology annotation, cellular component: membrane. Gene Ontology annotation, molecular function: sucrose:proton symporter activity. The transcript has a single exon. NCBI's taxonomy places the organism in Eukaryota, Fungi, Ascomycota, Sordariomycetes, Hypocreales, Hypocreaceae.
CUCAGCGUAACCAAAGGCCUCUUCUUCUCUACAGGCUGUGUGUCUCACCAGUAGGACUAGCAUCUGUGAGACCGGUACACCAUCCCGAUCGAUUGUCUGUCAACGGUAAAUGCUGUGCCAGCUGUGCGGUCGCGUGGUCCUUCUGCCCAAGAUCCUCAGCUUCGCCACAUGAUUUGUCUGAUUUGAGCAAGGCGCCUGAUUUGUUCAAGCUACUCCGUCUGUAUACCCAGCUGAAAGGCCUUCAGGACGGAUUCCAAUCCUCGCCUUACUCGGCCAUGGCCCUCUCGUGAAGCUACCGCCCAUAGCCAUUAUCACCAAAUCAUCACCACAUCAUCGCUUUGUCGUCUCCACAACGCACUCUCUCUUGAGACAUCGCAUGCUGCUCCGCUGAUCGACGCCGACGGCGCAGCCGCAUCACAAUACGAAAUCCGCAUCCACGUGUCUAUACUCCACUGGCCGCCGCCAUGACGGCAUCAUCCCCCCACGAGCCUGACCAUGGCGAACCUCCUGUUCCUCGUCAGCAACAGUUUACUCCGAGCGCCAGCAUGUCAUCGACUCCAGAUGCUGUUACGCCCCGCAACCGCUCUCUCGACGAGCAGCCAGAGCACGAGCGUGAACCUGUAAACGACGAACACUCGCCGCUAUUACCGCCAGCCGACUACGAUGCAUUUGGUGCCAGAUCGGGAGGACGAAGUGAUGGCCAUGAUGAUGACAGCCAAACCACCAAGAGCUUGUGGUACCUGACCAUCUUGACCAUCGGUAUUGGAGGUCUGCAAAUCGCGUGGUCCGUCGAGCUUUCCAAUGGCUCACCAUAUCUGCUGUCCCUGGGACUAAGCAAGUCUCUCAUGGCUCUGGUCUGGAUCGCGGGGCCACUGACCGGUACCUUGGUGCAGCCAUAUGUCGGCAUGCUUAGCGAUAGCUGCCGCCUCUCAUGGGGUAAACGGAAACCGUUCAUGCUCGGUGGUGCCGCUGCAACCAUAAUAGGGCUGCUCUUCUUGGCUUGGACAAAAGAAAUCGUUAGCGGCGUGUUGAGCCUCUUUGGGGCUGAUCCCGAAUCACACGGCGUCAAGAUUACCAUCAUUGUGACGGCGGUGAUUGGAGUCUAUCUGCUAGACUUUGCCAUCAACACGGUCCAAGCUGCCCUCCGAGCUUUCAUCGUUGAUUGCGGGCCUGCCCAUCAACAAGAGGCUGCGAAUUCCAUGGCCAGCCGUAUGACAGGUAUAGGAAAUAUCAUCGGCUACAUUGCGGGAUACGUUAGUUUGACGACACCCCUCUGGUUCCUGGGCAAUACCCAGUUCAAGAUUCUUUGCGCAAUCGCAAGUAUCUCGCUGGGAUCUACGGUCAUUUUGAGUGCCUCCGUGAUUAAGGAACGAGAUCCUCGAUUAGACGGCCCUCCACGCAAGAAGCAGAGCAUUUUCUUGUUCUUCUUUACCCUCUUCAAAUCCAUCAAGCGAUUGCCGCCGCAGAUCAAGCGGGUGUGUCAAGUUCAAUUCUUUGGUUGGGUCGGCUUCUUCCCUCUCUUGUUCUAUACAUCUUCGUACAUUGGAGAGAUCUAUGUCCAGCCUUUCCUUGAGAAGAAUCCCCACAUGACCCCCGAAGAGAUUGACAAGCUAUACGAGCAAGCAACUCGAAUGGGUUCCUUUGCUCUCCUCAUCAACUCCAUUGUUAGCCUGCUGGUUAAUGUGUUUCUUCCUUUUUUCGUUGCCCCUACCUAUGAUAGCCAUCCUGUAGGAGACAGUUCGGAAUCUGGCACCAAAAAGUCGUUCCUGGAUCACUUGAGAAUACCCGGCUUCACCCUUAGGCGGGCUUGGUUUGGGUCUCUCAUCCUCUUCGCCAUCGUCAUGGUUUGCACUGUCUUUGUGAGAUCUGUCAACGCAGCCACAGCCUUGAUUGGAGUUGCGGGAAUCACUUGGGCCAUUACCCUCUGGGCUCCGUUCGCCAUCAUCAGCGCCGAAAUCAGUCGGCGUGAUGCUCUCGCCCGCGCUAGACGCCCCCGAAGAGACAAUCGUGAUGCUCCUCCGCCCUUGGCUCCCGCCACUGGCCACACAUCUCCAAUGGAAAUGACAGAAGCACCAAAGGAGGAGGAAGUGGAUCAGGCGGGUGUGAUCAUGGGCAUCCACAACAUGUCCGUUUCCGCUCCUCAAAUCAUUGCCAAUAUAGGGUCGAGCUUGAUUUUCAAGAUAUGGCAGAAGCCGAGGGGAACACCAGGCGACCAUAGCAUCGCCAUCGUCUUAGCGCUUGGAGGUCUGUUUGCGCUGGUAUCUGCCUUUUUUGUGCUCAGAAUCAAGGACGACGUGUCUGUUCCGCCAGAGACGUUGGCUGACGAAGAACAUGGUGAUGCGAACCAGGAUGAUGAUGAUGACGAUGAGUCCCCUGACGGAGACUUUUCUGGAAGCACCAAGCCUGGUUACUCCGCGGUGCCAACGGGAGAAGCUGACGCCCCGAGACUGGUAAGGAACCCCAGUUUUGGAGGCUUAGAAGUAGCGUCUGGAUCUGAUAGAUGAGAUGAUGACUGAGUUUGGAGAGCAACGGGCUUCCUAUCAACUGCAUAAUAUGGCAUGCUAUUUAGCACGAGGUAUGAGGCAAGUAGACGUAGCAAGUUGGUUCAGUAUAUACGUGACAGUAGAUCUCAGUAAAGCAGGAUAUUAGUUGUAUUAGUUUAGUUCUACUAAAGGGUAGAAUUGCGUGCUUGAGUAUAUGUAUUAUUAGCGCAUUUGUCAAUAAUAACCCCGUCGAGCAGAAGAAGCCGAUUUUCAGCAUCCA